AUGCCCUCCCAACAGACCACAGACCCCUCUCCCGCCCGGGGCAGCCCAUCCCUGAGGGAGAUGGAACCCAAGGACCAGCAGCUCAUGGUGGCGCUUCGGAUCCGCCCACUCAACAGUACAGAACUGGAGGAAGGAGCCACUGUCAUCGCCCACAAAGUGGGGGACCAGGUGGUUGUGCUGAUGGACCCAGGCGAAGACCCGGAGGACACUCUGCGAGCACACCGGUCCCGGGAGCGGACCUUUAUAUUUGACACCGUGUUCGACCAGCACGCGUCUCAGGAAACUGUAUACUGUGCUACCAUCCAGCAUUUAGUGGAAGGCGUCAUCUCUGGGUACAACACGACCAUUUUUGCCUAUGGCCCCUCAGGUGCUGGGAAGACUCACACCAUGCUGGGUGUGGAUGCGGAGCCUGGCAUCUACCUGCAGACCCUCACCGACCUCUUCCAGGCCAUCGAGGAGACCCAGGACAACAUGGAGUAUAGUGUGUCUAUGUCUUACCUGGAGAUCUAUAACGAAGUGAUCCGUGACCUCCUGAAUCCAUCCUCUGGGUUUCUGGAGCUGAGAGAAGAUUCUAGAGGCAGCAUCCAGAUCGCAGGCAUCACGGAAGUAUCCACCUCAAAUGCUCAAGAGAUCAUGCAGCUGCUCACCAAAGGCAACCGGCAGCGCACACAGGAGCCCACCGCUGCCAACAAGACCUCAUCCCGCUCCCACGCAGUGCUGCAGGUCACUGUGCACCAGAGAAGCCGAGGCGGAGACCUGGCAGAGGAGGUGCGCCUCGGAAGGCUCUUCAUGGUGGACCUGGCAGGCUCGGAGCGCGCGGCCCAGACUCAGAACCGGGGCAAGAGGAUGAAGGAGGGUGCGCACAUCAACCGCUCACUGCUGGCCCUGGGCAACUGUAUCAAUGCACUCAGCGAGAAGGGUGGAAGCCGCGCUCAAUAUGUGAACUUCCGGGACAGCAAGCUCACGCGCCUGCUGAAGGACGCCCUGGGAGGCAACAGCCGCACAGUGAUGAUCGCCCACAUCAGCCCGGCCAGCACCAGCUUUGAGGAGUCCAGGACCACAUUGCUGUAUGCCUACAGGGCGAAGAACAUCAAGACAAGGGUAAUCACAAUCCCCCAUGAUGCAGAGGAGGACAGUCGCCUACAGAUGAACAGGAUCCGGGCACAGCUUAUCGGGGCUUUCAAGGAGCAGAUGGAGAUGCGGCGCAGCCUGGUGGAGCUGGAGAAUACCAACAUUGAGCUGCACAUAGACAUGUCUCGCCACCUGCUGACCAUUGCAGACUGGGAGCGGGAGAAGACCCACCAGCGCGUGGACGUGGACAGCGGUGAGAGGGACAAGGAGCCAGUGGAUGCUGAUGGAGAGGAAGCCGGGGCUUCUGAGCCCCCGGAGGUGGCUCUGGCCAGAGAGGAGGUGAACUUGCUCUUGGCUGAACAGCAGAAAACAGCAGCCCUCAAGGCUGGGCUAGAGCAGCGCCUGGCCCAUGCUAAGCAGAAGGCGUCACAGAUGGAAAAGCUGCUACCGAGGCAGGUGACCAGUGAGGACCAGCGGGAGGUCCUGCAGCUGCUGUGCAGGGCUCACGAGCUGGAGGUGGAGAACACGGAGCUUCAGGCUGACAACUUAUGCCGCAAGAACUUGCUGUGCCAGAAGGACUUCGUGAUCCAGCGCUAUCACCAGCACCGGCUGCUGUGUGAACAGAUCAUCCAGGGGCAGCGACAGCUGAUGCAGGACAAUGGCAUCUCAGCCCCGGAGCCUCUGGAACAGCAGUACCGACUCUACUCCCGGGAGCUGGGCGAGGGCACGUUGGAUCGACUGCUGCUGCAGCUCUCAGUGAUGUCCAGCUCGCUCCAAGAUGGCCCCAUUGUGAAUGUGUCACCCCCACCGACUGAGGAGAACAGCGGAGAACCUCUGGGUGACAGGAGGGAUCUCCCGUGGGGCGCCACCUUUGAGUUGCCACAGAUGCUCCUAGAGAGAGACAGUGAUGGGAACAGGUCCUCAAAAAGCACUCCCCUGCGGAGGCUUGGGAAGCAAGAAUCUCUCCUCCCUCCGCCAGCCCUCCGCAUCUUGCUGACACCCCCUAUGCUUGAGAAGCCAAAUGCCCCAGGCGCCAAGAGCCUGAUCUCUAGGCUGCAGCCCACGGCAUCCUUGGAGCUGAGGACCCAACAGGCAGCCGGAGAGACGAGCCCUCCGCUGAGUGCCCAGGCCCUCAAGGAGAUGGCCCUGGGCACCAAGAGCAUCGCUCUCAUAGCAGCCAGCCGGCGCUGCAAGGCGUACGACAGGGAGGGCGGCUGUCUGGACUCCAGGGACCCCAGCCCUGCAGACUGGAGGUGGCCCCAUGCCAGCCCCAGCAGGGACCGCUCUCUGGACAGGAAGGCAGGGAGGAAGCGGUCACCCUCGUUCACCUGGAGCCUGCAACAAUUGCAGACGCUGGAGAAACAUCAUCCACCUAUGGAGCAUCCACCCGAGAGCCAGCUGUCCCCGGCGCUCCUCCAGCCACCGAAGCCGGCAGGGAAGAGCUUCUUCCCUGCUGUCCCUGCGGCCUCCAAGAUGAAACCCAGCCUCAGUGUUCACACGGAUGAGAACAUGCUUCAAGUGCCGGAGGUCAGCUUCACCUUCCCCAGCGCCAUGUGGCAGAACAACGCAGCAGCCCUGAGCCGGCCUCCCCUCCUGCCCCGUGACAUCCGAGUGUUCCGACUACGAGGCUACGAGGUGGAAACAGAAUUUCUGGAAAUUGUAGGCCAGUUGGCUGGCGUAUACAGAGGCGAACCGGAAACCCUGCUUCAAACAAAAUGA
Molecule: messenger RNA, 2790 nt
Organism: Mus pahari (shrew mouse)
Lineage: Eukaryota; Metazoa; Chordata; Mammalia; Rodentia; Muridae
Product: kinesin-like protein KIF19
Exons: 19
Coding region: 1-2790 (929 amino acids)
Biological process (GO): microtubule-based movement
Molecular function (GO): microtubule binding; ATP binding; microtubule motor activity
Source: RefSeq, a predicted model, not a curated record